Messenger RNA from Equus caballus (horse), 2419 nucleotides. RefSeq names its product glutamate rich 6B (gene ERICH6B). Lineage: Eukaryota; Metazoa; Chordata; Mammalia; Perissodactyla; Equidae. The record is from RefSeq and is a predicted model, not a curated record.
AUGACGCAAAUAAUGAGGAAAACUUUCCGGCCAGCCACUGACGCUGGACCAGGCAUUUCCGCCGGGAGGAGCGGGCGGGGAGCGGGAAGACGAGAGCAGGUCCGGAGGCCUGGAAACCCGCGCACCUUAGAAGGGCGCGGGGGAGAGAGAGGGGCGCCGUUCCCGCCGAGAGCUGAACCGCGCGCGGGCAGCCCGGGAGAUCGCGCGGAGCGGCGCCGCCGUCGGCUCGGCUUUAUUAUUGAAAACUCUCCUGGCUUGGACUCAGUUCCCUCCCAGACAUUGAUGAUGAAGUGACUUGGCCUGCUGCUGAAGGGUUUCAUCUGCUUGAGGCUUCCUCAGCAUGUCUGCUGAAAGUAAUCAGCCGCCAGGAAGAUCACCACCUCCUCAUCCUCCCACACUUUCCCAAAAUUCCACACAGAUCUUCUCUUCAGAGGAGGAGGAUCCUGAGGGAGAUGAAAGCUCAGGGGAAGAAUCUCCACUUCCUGAAGAGGAAGAGAAUCUGGAGGAAAAUGGCAAUCUGGAAGAGGAAAACUAUCUGGAGGAAGACGAGUAUCUGAAAGGAAAGGAGUAUCUGUAUGAGCAGGAGUAUCUGAAGAAGGAAAAGGAUCUGCAGGAGGAAAAGCGGCUAAAAGACAAAGAGGGUCUGCAUGAAAAGUUACUGGAAGAGGAAUCCAAGAUGACUUCUUCAUCACAAACCCUGCCUUAUCUUAACGCAAGGAGCCCAGCUGCCGGCCCCUCUUGGGUGAGCACCUUCUUUACCGUCCCUGCUUCUAUCUCUGAACCUGGCAGCAAGUCUCCUCACUAUGACACGACACCUCCUGCAUCCUCCGUGGAGCAGGAUAGAGAAUUUCUGGCCUGGCAAGACCGGAGCACACAGACGGAAUGGAUCUAUGACAGCCUGUCGGCAGCUUCAAAACUGAGACUUACAAGCAAACACGGAAGCCCAACAAUGAUGCUGAUGUCUGAUUUGGAAGCGUGUGGUAUCCCUGAAGCGCCACAAGAGCAAGAAAAUGCCAUGGAGUUUGUUUCCCAAGGGAGCUUUUGGGAUCGUGUAUUAAAUGAGCCCAUUGAAACCCUGGAAAUGGAGAGCUUCAGUAACAAUGUUUUCAGCAGCUCCUAUCAGUCAGUGUUUAGGACCAUGAUCGAAGCCAUGGCUGCUCGCAGUGAACUGGAAGAGGAUGUUGACAUUCCCCUGACUGGCCAUCUGGAGGGUGAAACCAGAAGGAAACUGGGAAUUCUGUUGAAGAAAAAUUUUGAAAAAUACAGAGAAAUAUUCACCUGGUUUAUGAAGAAACGUGAAAUCCUACUCAACACCAAAGCUGCAGAGACUAUCACAUUUCGUUUAUUGAGUCAGCCAGCACAAGUCAAGGAGCCUGUGAGAGAAGUCAAAAAGACUAAUCGUGUUGUUCGUCAUAAGAAGAAAUUAGAAGUAGAUACAGAAUGGGUAAAGGUCGAGACUAAGGUACAUAAAGGUGAUGGAAAAUUAAUUCUCUACCCCAGUGAGAAAGUCUUCCAAAUUCUCUUUCCUGACGGAUCAGGCCAGAUAUAUUACCCAUCAGGAAACCUGGCUAUGCUUGUCCUCAGCACGAAAGAGACAGUGUUCACAUACAUCAUUCUGGAAGACAGUAAAGAAAAGUAUGUUCGGGCUCUUGUCAGCAGCUCUGGCCAUGCCACCUUCUAUGAUGAAAACAGAGAAAUCCGGUUGAACCUGAGCCAAACCCUGUGCUACUACUUCCCACAAAACAAACGCCAGUUGGCCUGGAACUGGUGGGAUCUGGGCCUCCACGUCCACGCACCCCCGUUCCGGUCCAUCUCUUUGAAAAUCAACCGGUACAUCAAGGUACAAAUAAGGAGCCAGGAAAAGAUCAUCUUCCACUUCAUCUACCCAAAGAAGCACGUUUGCUUGAACCUGGGUACCAAGUACAAGUUCAUAAGCCCGGAGUUCCUGAGUGAAAUGAAGAAGAAAGAAAUCCUGGAGAUGGAGUUCGGUUCAACGGCUCAGAAGAUCCGGAUCCUUCUGAGAAAAAUGAGUAAGAUCCUGAAUUUCCUGACCGUUUCUGACUUGGAAGACUUCAUAGAGGCCACCAAGACCUUGCUAGAGGAGCACAAGAGUCUGAGGAGGACAUCUUACGUCUCAGGCACCAGAUCAUCCUGGGGCUUCUCCAGCAUCUGCAGGCUGUCUCAGGAAGGUGGAGUCAUCAGGAGCUUGAAGGAAAACGCCUAGGGCCCUGCUUUUGUCUUUUGAGAGCUGGUUUGUAACUUGGGACCUGUCACAGUUCCUUGGUUUGAAGGAAAAAAAAAUGUUUUGGGGAGGCUGACAGAAGCUGUGGCUGGGCACAAAAAAACUUAAUCAUCAGCCCUGACCUGACAGCAUGAGAAGCAAGUCGUUUCAGUAGGCAAUACAUGUCGACACCUGCCC